AUGGGUCCGGAGACGCUCCGUCCUGGCCGUGGUUCCGCGGGCGCUUUCUUCGGGCAUGGCUUUCCCCUCUGCGACGUUUUUGCCCUCGAUAUCCCGUUCUCCGCUUCUCCGCUUACGGUAGCUCUGUACAUGACGUUUCUUCUCCGCACUGCCAAGUCGCCUAGCCCAGUUCUUUCGUGCUCCGGUGCCAUUUUCUUCCAUCAUUCGCUAGCGGGUCUCCCUUCCCCCACUCAGCAUCCCAUGGUCGCGAUGGCUCGUCAGAUUGCUCGGCGGACGCUUACGAAGGGCAAGAAUCAGAAGAAACCUCUGCUGGCGUCACACGUCUUCCGCUUGUUCGACAUUUGGUAUCUGUCCCCGAGCGCCGAUCAUCUUUCUUCUGCGAUGAAGCUGGCUGCCAUCUCCCUGUGCUACACGGGUUUCUUUCGCUUCUCCGAUCUGAUGACUGUUUAG
Molecule: messenger RNA, 450 nt
Organism: Klebsormidium nitens
Lineage: Eukaryota; Viridiplantae; Streptophyta; Klebsormidiophyceae; Klebsormidiales; Klebsormidiaceae
Source: the annotation of a GenBank genome assembly